CUCUCCCCAUCUCUUCUAGAAAACAAUGAACCUUUUCUUUUCUAAUGUUUCUUCUGCAUGCAUCUUUACAUGAAGCUUUGUAAUUUGUUGAAUUUGCACUGAAAAUAAAAGAUUACGUAAAACCAAUACUAAAAAACCCUGAAUGCUCUGAUGAUAUGUUUGGUCGUUUUACUGUUGUGUAUAGCCACACAAUGGGGUUUAGAGAAGUAUGGGUGUUGUGCUUGUCAAUCAUGCUUGCAGCUUCAGCUGCUGCUGUGGAUCAACAGACCUACAUUGUUCACAUGGACACCACCAAGAUGGUGGCCACCACCAGCCCUGAACAAUGGUACUCAGCCAUGAUUCAUUCAGUCAAUAAAAUCUCAUCUCUACACCAAGAUGAAGAAGAAGCGUCAAAUGCUGCUGAGAUUCUCUACGUCUACAAAACUGCUAUUUCAGGUUUUGCUGCCAAACUCACCACCAAAAAGCUUCAUUCUUUAAGUAAGAUCCCAGGCUUUCUGGCCGCCACUCCUGAUGAACUACUACAGCUACACACCACCCACUCCCCUCAGUUUCUGGGCCUACACAGAGAGCAUGGCCUUUGGAAUUCUUCAAACUCAGCUUCUGAUAUAAUUAUUGGUUUGAUUGAUUCUGGCAUUUGGCCUGAGCAUAUAAGUUUUCAGGACAAGGGUCUGCCCCCAGUGCCUAAAAAAUGGAAAGGCGCUUGUGAAGCAGGCCCAAAGUUCUCACCUUCAAAUUGUAACAAAAAGCUCGUUGGAGCAAGAGCCUAUAUUGAUGGCUACGAGGCCAUUGUCGGUCGAUUGAACGUAACGGGAACGUUUCGAUCGCCUCGAGACUCGAAUGGGCAUGGCACACACACAGCGUCGACUGCUGCUGGAAAUAUUGUGAACAAAGCAAGCCUCUAUAGCCAAGGCAAGGGGGUAGCCACUGGCAUCAGUUUCACUUCAAGGAUCGCAGCGUACAAAGCAUGUUGGCCAAUGGGGUGUGCCAAUGCCGAUAUUUUGGCAGCCAUGGACCGUGCAGUCGCUGAUGGAGUUGACAUUUUAUCGCUCUCUUUAGGCGGUGGUGUUACUGCUUUUUACAAAGACAAUAUCGCCAUAGCUGCAUUUGGUGCUGUUCAAAAUGGAGUUUUUGUGUCAUGUUCAGCUGGUAAUUUUGGCUCAUUAUUUCGCUCAGCUGUAAGCAAUGCAGCGCCAUGGAUCAUGACAGUCGCUGCUAGCUACACUGAUAGAACAUUCCCAACCACUGUAAAGCUUGGAAAUGGACAAGUUUUCGAAGGCUCUUCUUUGUACUCUGGACAGAACACAGCUGAACUCCCACUUGUUUAUAACAACACUGUAGGUGGCCAAGAAGCAAAUCUUUGCACGCCUGGUUCACUUGUCCCAGCAAUGGUGAAGGGCAAAAUUGUGGUGUGUGGACGAGGCAAAAACCCGAGAGUUGCCAAAGGAGAGCAGGUCAAAUUAGCAGGAGGAGCUGGGAUGAUUCUGAUCAACACACAACUUGAUGGCGAGGAGCUUUUUGCAGAGCCUCAUGUUCUCCCAGCAACUUCUCUCGGAGCUUCAGCUACCAAAGCCAUGUUGGACUAUAUAGCUUCCUCCAAGAAUCAACCAACAGCUUCCAUCGGGUUCCAGGGGACUAAAUAUGGAAGCAGAGCACCUAAAGUGGCUGCCUUUUCUUCUCGAGGGCCGAGCUUAAUUGGACCGGAUGUUAUAAAGCCAGACGUAACUGCACCUGGUGUUAACAUAUUAGCUGCUUGGCCACCCAUUGUGAGCCCAAGUGAGCUUGAGUUUGAUAAAAGAAGAGUGUUGUUCAAUAUCAUUUCAGGGACUUCUAUGUCUUGCCCUCAUGUUAGCGGCUUAGCUGCAUUAAUCAAAUCGGCACACAACAACUGGUCGCCUGCUGCCAUUAAAUCUGCGCUCAUGACAACAGCUUACACUACUGACAACAAAAUGAGUCCCAUUUCAGAUGUCAGCCACCCCAACGGCGAACCGGCGGAUCCAUUUGCGAUUGGCUCCGGCCAUGUCGAUCCCGAGAAAGCUUCCGAUCCCGGACUCGUCUACGAUAUCGCACCCGGAGACUACCUAAACUACUUAUGUAGCUUGAACUAUAGUUCAACACAAAUUGGUCUACUUUCAAAAGGGAAUUUCAGUUGCCCAUCAAAAAGAGAAGUUGUUGAGCCAGGGGACUUGAACUACCCUUCAUUCUCAGUGAUUAUGAAGGCCAAAAAUGUUAGCGUUACAUUGAAAAGAACAGUCACAAACGUUGGUUACCCAAUGAGUGAUUACAGUGUCCAAAUCAACAAUCCAAAAGGAGUGGAAAUGAUUGUGAAGCCGAAGAGGUUGAGUUUUGAGAGAUCAGGAGAGAAGUUGAGUUACAAAGUGAGUUUUGUUGCAUUGGAAGAAGCAGAAGAUUUGGGUGAGUUUUCGUUUGGAUCUGUUGUUUGGGUGUCGGGGAAGUAUCGUGUAAGAAGUCCUGUAGCAGUAACCUGGCAGUAGACAAAGGGAGCUGAGUUUGGAGUGCAUUUGCUACGUAUUUGAAAACAUCUGACGCUUAAGUUAUCUAAAUAAGAAUCAAAUCUCAAAAACUUUACGUUCUUCUGGUUCUUCGGUUGUGAGUGAU
Cucurbita maxima (winter squash) is the source of this 2616-nucleotide messenger RNA. RefSeq names its product subtilisin-like protease SBT1.1. The transcript is spliced from 3 exons. Gene Ontology annotation, biological process: proteolysis. The coding region runs from base 156 to 2492 and encodes 778 amino acids. Gene Ontology annotation, molecular function: serine-type endopeptidase activity. The record is from RefSeq and is a predicted model, not a curated record. NCBI's taxonomy places the organism in Eukaryota, Viridiplantae, Streptophyta, Magnoliopsida, Cucurbitales, Cucurbitaceae.